GACGAGGAGGAGGAGGGGAAACUGCUGAAAAAACUGAGAAAACUAGCGGCGGCCGGCCGGAGAGGAAGGAAGAGACCUGCGUUGCGCCGCUGGUCUCCCAUCCAUCCAUUUUGUUUUGUCCGCUAGCUUCUUCACCUGUCGUUCCAGUAGGAGUCUUGCUUAUUUACCCCUCCUCCUCCACAACGUCCGUCCAGAUCAUCCGAGCUAGCUAGAGAGCAAAACGGAAUAAUCUAUUCCCGGUGAUAGAUUAAACAAAACAAAGUAUCUUCUCUGUCUGCGUGCGGUGUGCCGGCCAUUUCCACCUGUUCGUUCGCCCGGCUCCUCCUCCUCCUCUUCUGGUUCUAGUUCGUCGACGGCCCUUGCGCCGCAGCAGAGAGAGGGAGAUUCAUGGAGCUGGGGAGCGCCGUUUCGGCGCACAGAUGUAGCAGCUACUACACGGCGACCUACACCCACUGUUCCAUAGGCUUCUCCCCACGGGUCCGCGCCACCAGCUGCUGGAUCCGCGCGGCGGCUGAGGGCGACGACGGCGGGGCAGACCGCCGACGGAGAGGCGCCAGCUUCGCCGCCGAUGGGCCCAGGGUCGUCGAGGUCACCGCUGCCCCCGUGGCCACUAGCGGAGGCGGCGCCGGCGGAGCAGCCGGGAGCGCGGCGGGGUUCGGAGCGCGGGACGCCGAGCUCGCCAUGUGGGACAAGCUCGGGGCCGUCGUCAGGCUCAGCUAUGGCAUUGGGAUCUACGGGGCCAUGGCGCUCACCGGGAGAUUCAUAUGCCAAAUGGCCGGGAUAGACUGCACGGGAGGCUUCCAUCCAUCUCUCACGGCACUUGUCGAGGGGCUUGGUUAUGCAGCUCCACCAAUCAUGGCUCUGCUCUUCAUCCUUGAUGAUGAAGUAGUCAAGUAUUCGCCUCACGCGCGUGCCAUCCGUGAUGUGGAGGAUGAGGAGCUUCGCAGCUUCUUCUAUGGCAUGUCACCAUGGCAGUUCAUUCUCAUCGUGGCUGCUAGCUCAAUUGGUGAGGAGCUCUUCUACCGUGCAGCUAUUCAGGGAGCAUUGGCUGAUAUUUUCCUGAGAAGCACAGAGCUAAUGAAAGAUGCUCGAGGGAUUGCAUCCCUGAGUGGUAUUGUUCCUCCUUUGGUUCCAUUUGCUCAAACGUUUGCAGCAGUCAUCACUGCAGCCCUCACAGGAACCCUCUACUAUAUUGCCACAGCUCCCAAAGACCCUACAUAUGUUGUGACACCAGCAAUGCGUUCGCGCACAGGGCGGGAGAACCUCAAGAAACUAUUUGCAGCUUGGUACGAGAGGAGGCAAAUGAGGAAGAUAUACUCCCCGCUUCUAGAAGGAAUCUUGGCUUUCUACCUUGGCUUCGAAUGGAUCCAGACCGACAAUAUCCUAGCACCUAUGAUCACCCACGGCAUAUACUCCACCGUUGUCCUUGGCCAUGGGCUCUGGAAAAUCCACGACCACCGGAGAAGGCUACGGCAGCGGAUUCAGCAGGUCAGAAGUCAAGAGAGCAGCUCAGACACAUUGUAACUGCAAGAUGUGGCGGAUAGAUCAGCGUGGUGUACUACUGGAUAGCUAGCUAUGCUGAUUGCACGUAGUACUGGAUGAUCGAUCGACCGAUCAAUCAGAAGACCAGAGGCGUCUGACAAGUUUUGAUCUAGUUAAUUAACCAUCAAGAUAGGUAAAAGAUUGGGGAAAAAAAUAUAAUGCAUGUAGUCAUGUAAAGUGAUGUAGAUAUAAUCUGUACAUACAUAUAUGGAUAAAUAUAUGCAGGCUGUAAUCAAUAUAGGAAGUAUAGUAUACAAUAGCAACUUCCAGGUAUGUAAUAAUCCUAGUAUAUCACGUGCGUGCAAGGAAGAUAGCAGCCCACUCUUUUUUCCC
Messenger RNA from Sorghum bicolor (sorghum), 1875 nucleotides. RefSeq lists its product as uncharacterized. The transcript has 9 exons. Gene Ontology annotation, biological process: CAAX-box protein processing. NCBI's taxonomy places the organism in Eukaryota, Viridiplantae, Streptophyta, Magnoliopsida, Poales, Poaceae. The record is from RefSeq and is a predicted model, not a curated record. Gene Ontology annotation, molecular function: metalloendopeptidase activity. Bases 388 to 1524 code for a protein of 378 amino acids. Gene Ontology annotation, cellular component: membrane.